AGAAAAUACAAAGAUACUUAAAUUUUUUAGUUACACUUCUAAGAUAGGCACAUUCCAUGUUAAAAUAUUUUGGUCAGUUUAAGCAUGUGAUUUCUGUUUAUGUAAACUCAGAUCAUCUUCCAGAUUCAGUAGCAGAUAGAUUAUCUUUGUUUUCCUUGACAGAGAGUUCUAAUAGCAGGAUUUUAGCAUAACAACUCGGUUUUUUUUCAGCCUCCAUGAUCUUGAGAAAUAGAUUUUAUCUGGCAUGCUCUGUAAAUAUUUGAUUUUGUGGAAGAGUCAUCUUGCUUUGUCCGACUAGUACUGCCCUUUGCUUACUAUUAGCUUGCCAGAUACUUGUAGAUUUGCCUUCUGUGGCAGUUGUUUGAAAACAUACUUUUUGGGGAGAUUUUCUAUUGCAAGACAAUGGGCUUGAUCGCAAGACAGUCUUGUAUAAUUCCCAAAUAUAGAUAUAUAUUUUAAAUGUAUAUGCAAAAGCCCUAGAUUUUCAGUGGGAAAAAAAAAAAAGCAACCAUGAAAGUAGAGCUGCUGUUGGUUUAAAUAGAAGUUUUGAGCUUCAGAUGUGAGCUUGCUAUGUGUUUAACAUAUGAGAAUUUCUUUCAGUUGUGGUGUUAUCAAAAUGACAAUGAAAGUGCUCAGCACUGACAUAUUGUAGGGGUGACUAUGCAGUUUUUCAUACUGUGAUUCUAGGUUAAGAGUAAAGAGUGGAGUUUGGUUUUCUGUCUGCUUUCUUUACUGUCCAUUAGUGAUUAAUGGAAGACAAAAGGGAAAACAAUUUAGAGUGAAUACACUUAACUGCAGGUUCUGGUGCAGUUGAGCCAUGCAUUGCUGUACUGAGUUUAAUUUGAUUUCUUCAGUUUUAUGUAAAGAUGGCUGUUCAGAUCAUGUAGAAAUUCCACCUGGCUUGCAAUAAAUAAGGGGCAUACUCACUUCUCCCUGAAAUACAUGCACCAGUUUAAGUACCAGAAUCUUAAAGAAGAUGAAAAAAGAGCUAUGUGACAGUGCAUGUAAAGUAUUUGAUUAGUAAUGUUUACUUUUUUUUUAAUUCCAUCUUUCCAUUAUAAGGUAGUUGAUGGAGAGUAAAUUUGAUCAUUAGGUGGCUUUCUACUGUAGUAGAAAGUUCCUGAUAUUUGUGUGGACAUGAAAAAGUAUUCCUCUAAGAGAGAAGACGUAAACAAGGGAAGUGGGACAGGCACUGGCCUGAUUUUAGUGAAGGGGAUUUUUAUUUAUUUGUUUAUUUUUUUUAAAUAGAUGGCAUUUAAGGUUUCUCUUCCCCAAAGCAAUGGAUUUAGGAUCACGAAUGUUUAAAAUGGGAAUGAGACAUUGUUUUCUGGAAGAGACAGGAGCUGGUUUUGACUGUGCAUCAGCUACAGAUAGGUGAGAUCAAGGAAAAAGAGAGGGUUUUGUUGUACCUAGUUGGGUGUUUGCACAAGAAAUAUCAUGAGUACUUGAUGCAUGAUCUUCAGGGGUUGCAGGGAGGGAGGAAACCCCAAACCUGGCAGUCAGCAAAGAAAAGCCCAAAUCUAGAAGUUUCUUCAUCCACAUGAGAAGAAAUGGGGCUGAGGCUGUUUAUAAAAGAGGAUAGCAACAUCAGGAUUCUAGUCAUAAUCCCUUUAUGUUUCCUUGCAGAAGCCCUGAGGUCCAGUCACCUGUGCUAGCAGAAUGGUAUUAAGAGCAUAGUACCAAAAUUACUAAUUCAUCUUUCACCACCCCCCCCACCCCCCCUUUGCAGGUUGCUAACUAACUUGUGUCAGAAAAAUUUCCUCUGAAUCCUGUUAAAAGAUCUGACCAGAAUUACUGCUGGCUUGGAGAAGCUGAGUAUUUUGCUGUUCUUCUAAUGCAUAUAACUAAGUAUUCAGGCAGAUGGUGCCCUUACAGUCCUCUGUAGUCUAACAGGCGCUUCUGGUAAUGCCUAAUAGACAUGCCUGAAUGUGAGGUCUGAACGAAAUAGUGCCAGUUCAUUUCUUUAGUAAUUGUUUUGAGCAAAAGAAAAUAGGUGAUAGUGCUUGCCAUUUUGUGUCAUACCUUUGUGGUUAGAGCACUUAUCCAAGAAGUAGGAGUCAGGGUUCCAUGUUACUCUGUUACAUUUCAGCACAUUCCAAAACUUACAUGAGGAGUAAAUACUGGGGGGAGGGGGGGAUAUACUCUUCCCUUUUGCACGACUGUUGCCAGUAAGUGCCAAAGUUUCAUAGGGCUAAAAAGAUGGAUCAUCAGAGGUGAGUCUGGCUCAGUGACAAAGACUUCACCUAGGAGGGAGGCAAAUACAUGUCAUAUAAGACAUGUCUUUGUUUUUCUUGGGAGAAAGGAAAAGGUGAAAAAUUAUAUAUAACUUCUCACAGUCCAUUUAAUUUUUCUUAGUAUUGAUAGCAUUAUUGCAGUGAGUGCAGCCUUCUGAUUUGGAACUUUACCUGUCUGGAGAAAUUUCCUAUUCCUGCUUGUUUCCCCUGUGCAAGAAGUCAAGAUAGUUUACACUUGAAGGGUGCUUGGACAAAUUGAGUACACCUGUUAACUUGAGUCAAGCUGGAAUUCUUAUGAAAAGCUGAGCAUUUGCUUCCUGGCUUCUGGGAAAAGAUUCUGCUUUCAGGUUAUUGGAGAUGGUGAUUUGAAGAAUCAGGUUUCCGAUAUGAACAAAGUAAAAACAUCAUCUGAAAAAAGUGUUUCUACCAGUUCUCGGACUAUGUCUCUGCUAUCACAGCUGGAGAAGAUCAAUUUGGAUUCUGUACUAGGAGAAGCAGACAAUGCCAGAUAUGUUACUUCAAAGAUCCUUCAUCUGGUUCAGAGUCAAGAAAAAACCAAGAAGGAGAUGACUUCUAAGGGCUCCACUGGAAUAGAAGUUAUUUUGUCAACCCUAGAGAAUACAAAAGAUCCUCAAACUAUUCUAAAUAUAUUGAAUAUUCUCAUUGAGGUUGUCUCAGUUGGUGGUGGUCGGAGAGCAAACGUCUUAGUCACUAAAGGAGGGACACAGAUCUUAUUGCAGCUGCUUUUGACUGCCAGCAAAGACUCUCCACUAAAUGAAGAAUUAAUGGUGCUUCUUCAUACUCUUCUAGCAAAAAUUGGUCCAAAAGACAAAAAGAUCGGCAUGAAGGCAAGGAUUAAUGGUGCCCUAAACAUAUCAUUGAAUUUAGUGAAGCAGAAUUUGCAAAACCACAGGCUAAUAUUGCCAUGUCUUCAAGUAUUAAGAGUUUACUCAACAAACUCUGUAAAUGCAGUGUCCUUGGGAAAGAAUGGAGUAGUAGAACUGAUGUUUAAGAUCAUUGGCCCUUUUAGUAAAAAGAACACUAGCCUUAUAAAGGUUGCUUUAGACACACUUGCUGCAUUGCUAAAAUCAAAAACAAAUGCAAGGAGAGCAGUAGACAGAGGAUAUGUGCAGGUGCUUUUAACGAUUUAUGUUGAUUGGCACCGUCAUGAUAGUCGACACAGAUAUAUGCUGAUACGUAAAGGAGUUUUACAGUGCAUUAAAAGUGUUACAAACAUCAAAUUGGGAAGAAAAGCAUUCAUUGAUGCCAAUGGGAUGAAAAUUCUUUACAACACAUCACAAGAGUGCCUUGCAGUAAGAACUCUUGAUCCCCUUGUCAACACAUCCAGCCUAAUAAUGAGAAAAUGUUUUCCUAAAAAUCGUCUUCCUUUACCAACUAUUAAAAGUGCUUUCCAUUUCCAACUCCCAAUUAUUCCUGCCAGUGGUCCUGUGGCUCAGCUGUACAAUCUGCCUCCUGAUGUGGAUGAUGUAGUAGAUGAAAGUGAUGAUAAUGAGGAUGCUGAAACAGAAUCAGAAAUUGAAACCGAGAAUGAUGAUGACAAGGACCAACAUUUUAAGAAUGAUGAUAUUGAGACUGAUAUUAAUAAACUGAAACCUAGACAGGAAUUGGGAAGACCCAUAGAAGAACUGAAAAUGUAUGAGCAAUUUUUCCCAGAACUGUCAGAAAACUUUCAGGAAUGUGACUUAGUUUCCAAGGAACCAAAGCCUUUUGUACCUGAUGCAAAUCUGAGUGGACCUAUUGUUGUUCCUACAGCAGGAGAGGAGCACUGUGCUGAAUCAAACCAGUCAACAAAAGGAGUUGCAUUGAAGGAGAUCAGUCCUCUAAUGACAGAGGAAUACAAUAAAAGGCCAGCCUUUCUGGAACUACCAAAGAAAGAUAGUAUCAAAGACAGUAGUUUACAUGAGCAAAAUGAUCAAAGAAACCUGCUUCCAUCAUGCCACUGUCUAAGCCAAGAAAUUGUGAAAGGCUUAGACAGAAUCAGUCUGCAGAACAGUGCAAAGAAUGAUCAGUAUUAUGGUUCAGGAUGUGUAAUAAAGAUGGAAAGCAAAACUAGCCAUACUACACUUUCUUGUAGUAAACCUGAUGAACAUGUUUCACCCUGUGGAAGUAGCCUCUUUGAAGGAUCAUCUGUUCAUCUGGGAAAACUCUGCUGCACUGGAGUGGAUUCAGAGGAGGAGGAUUCCAGAUCUAGUUCAUCAGGGGAACAAGUCAUACUUGAGGUUUCUGAUGUAUCACCAAUUCAUGACUGUGAUCUUUAUAUUGAAAUGGUGAAAACAACAAAAUCUAUUCCCGAUUAUUCAGAAGUGGCCUAUCCAGAUUAUUUUGGCCAUAUUCCACCCCCAUUUAAGGAGCCUAUUCUGGAAAGGCCAUAUGGAGUGCAGAGGACAAAAAUCUCUCAAGAUAUUGAAAGACUGAUUCAUCAAAAUGACAUUAUAGACAGAGUUGUGUAUGACCUUGAUAAUUUGAGUUGUUCAGUACCAGAGGAAGCAGAUGUUUUGAAGUUUAAUUCCAAAUUUGAAUCUGGAAACCUGCGCAAAGUUAUUCAGAUCAGAAGAAACGAGUAUGAUCUAAUUCUGAAUUCAGACAUAAAUAGCAAUCAUUAUCAUCAGUGGUUUUACUUUGAAGUCAGUGGAAUGAAAACUGGCAUUGGUUACCGGUUUAACAUCAUCAACUGUGAAAAGUCAAACAGUCAGUUUAACUACGGUAUGCAGCCCCUCAUGUAUUCUGUUCAAGAAGCAUUAUGUUCUCGACCAUGUUGGACUCGUGUUGGGACAGAUAUUUGUUACUAUAAGAAUCACUUUUCAAGAAGUUCAAUUGCUGCUGGAGGUCAGAAAGGAAAAUCUUAUUACACAAUUACAUUCACAGUGACUUUCCAACAUAAAGAUGAUGUCUGCUACUUUGCUUACCAUUAUCCAUAUACAUACUCAACUUUAAAGAUGCAUCUUCAGAAGCUGGAAUCUAUGCACAACCCUCAACAGAUAUAUUUUCGACAAGAUGUUCUCUGUGAGACCCUGGCUGGUAACAGUUGUCCCUUAGUCACUAUUACAGCCAUGCCGGAGUCCAAUUAUUGUGAACACAUCCGUCAGUUCAGGAAUCGUCCUUAUGUUUUCCUGUCUGCUCGUGUACAUCCUGGAGAGACUAAUGCAAGCUGGGUUAUGAAAGGAACACUGGAAUACCUUAUGAGCAAUAAUCCAAGUGCCCAAUGUUUACGAGAAUCUUACAUUUUCAAAAUUAUUCCCAUGCUCAAUCCAGAUGGUGUCAUCAAUGGAAACCACCGUUGCUCUUUAAGUGGAGAAGAUUUAAACAGACAGUGGCAAAAUCCAAAUCCAGAUCUGCAUCCCACUAUUUACCAUGCUAAAGGGUUACUGCAAUAUCUGGCUGCUAUAAAACGUUUACCUUUGGUCUACUGUGAUUAUCAUGGUCACUCUCGUAAAAAGAAUGUAUUUAUGUAUGGCUGCAGCAUCAAAGAGACAAUGUGGCACACAAAUGUUAAUGCCGCCUCUUGUGACCUGAUGGAAGAUCCUUGUUACAGGGCACUCCCCAAGAUUCUGAGUCAAACAGCCCCAGCAUUCUGCAUGGGCAGCUGCAGCUUUGUAGUGGAAAAGUCCAAGGAAUCAACAGCACGAGUUGUUGUCUGGAGAGAAAUAGGAGUACAAAGGAGCUACACAAUGGAAAGCACGUUAUGUGGAUGUGACCAGGGCAAAUACAAGCGGGGUCAGUGGCAUGCUGUGAGACACUGUGCAAAUCGCUUCAACCCUCUCUGCCUCCAUUUCUCCAUCAGUAAAGUGAGGAUAAUUCUUCCUUUAUUAAUAAAGUGCUUUGAAACCUACAGCACAAAAGCAUUAUAAAAGAGGGAUUGCAGAUAGGGACAAGAGAACUGGAGGAGAUGGGAGCAAAAUUCUGUAUUGGCUUACUGCGUUUAAAAAGAAUGACCUCACCUUUGGAAUACAA
Messenger RNA from Athene cunicularia (burrowing owl), 6206 nucleotides. It is a transcript of the gene AGTPBP1, whose product is annotated as ATP/GTP binding protein 1. Gene Ontology annotation, biological process: protein side chain deglutamylation; proteolysis; C-terminal protein deglutamylation. The transcript has 27 exons. Gene Ontology annotation, molecular function: metallocarboxypeptidase activity; zinc ion binding. The record is from RefSeq and is a predicted model, not a curated record. NCBI's taxonomy places the organism in Eukaryota, Metazoa, Chordata, Aves, Strigiformes, Strigidae. Bases 2621 to 6103 code for a protein of 1160 amino acids.